CCAAACACAAGACAAGACAAGACAUCUUAUCACGUCAUCCAACAAGACCACAAUACUACCACAUCUUACUCACUUACCUAUACUCUCAUCAUGUUUGGCAACGACAAUGACGAUGACCGCCGUGAGCGCCGUGACGACAGGCCCGACUUCUACAACCACGAAGGAGGCGACCGCGGCCACGAGAAGAAGGACGAUGACCACGAGAUUCUCGGCACCCUAGGCGGAGCCAUCGCAGGCGGCCUCGGCGGCCACGCCCUGGGCAACAAGGCCGGCGGCCACGGCAUCGCGGGCGGCAUCCUGGGGGCGGUGGCGGGCGCCUUUGCGGGCCACGAGGCCGAGGAGAAGAUCGAGGACUGGAAGGACGACCGGGACGAGAAGAAGCACGCCGAGGAGAGGCGCGAGCAAGACGAGCGCCGCCGGGAGGAAGAUCUCGACCGCCGUGAGCGGGAUGAGAACCGGCGCGAGGAGGAUGA
Molecule: messenger RNA, 473 nt
Organism: Cryphonectria parasitica EP155
Lineage: Eukaryota; Fungi; Ascomycota; Sordariomycetes; Diaporthales; Cryphonectriaceae
Exons: 2
Cellular component (GO): outer membrane
Source: RefSeq, a predicted model, not a curated record